Messenger RNA from Vigna radiata var. radiata (mung bean), 2005 nucleotides. RefSeq names its product myb family transcription factor EFM. NCBI's taxonomy places the organism in Eukaryota, Viridiplantae, Streptophyta, Magnoliopsida, Fabales, Fabaceae. The record is from RefSeq and is a predicted model, not a curated record. Gene Ontology annotation, biological process: regulation of DNA-templated transcription. The transcript is spliced from 6 exons. Bases 260 to 1402 code for a protein of 380 amino acids. Gene Ontology annotation, molecular function: DNA-binding transcription factor activity; DNA binding.
AAAUAUUCCAAUUCCAAAGUCCAAUCCCACCAAUUCUGCAACUAUAAAUUCUCUGUUUUUUAAUUCUUCUUUCAUCUCUUCACUAUUUCACUUCUCUCUCUCUUUCUUCUUCUUCUUCUUUCAUUCCUUUCCCACUUUUUUUACUGCAAAAUCGAAUGACAAAAACAGAAGAAUAAUCUCGUAGCCACUGCAACUCACAAAACAAGAGAGAAAGAACAAAAAGAAGUUGCACUGAGACACCGUCAUCAUCUUCAUCAUCAUGAUUCCCGUUCCUCAAGAAGAACCAAGCUUAGAUUUCAGACCCUCUUUUGUUAACAAUAUCGUCACUGAUUUUCUCUCCCAUCUUUCCUCCAUCCCAAAUGCCUGCAACAGGAUGUCCUUGCUCCAGGAAUUUCUCACCAGAUUGGAACUUGAAUUGGUGAAGAUCCAAGCGUUCAAACGCGAACUUCCUCUCUGCAUGUUCCUCUUAAACGAUGCUAUUUCAGCUUUGAAGGAGGAGCUAGCGAAAUGCAGAGCUUUAAAGUCUGAGCCUGUUUUGGAGGAGUUCAUUCCUCUGAAGAGAGAGUAUGAGGAGAAGGAGGAUAGUGAGAAGGAAGAGGAAUGCAGGGACAAGAAUGAUUGGGUGAGUUCUUUCCAGCUUUGGAACACAGAAGAUGAAGCUUGUAAUAGGAGCAAGGCAUGUAGAUUGGAACAGAAACAAAAGAAGAGUAAAGGAGAAGAAAGAAAAUCUGUGGAAAAGGACUAUUUCCGACAUCAUAGUAAUAGAAAUGUAGAGAGGGGAUUUGUUAUGCCUUUGUCCACUUACCUUGCAACAGAGGAAGAAUGUGUUAUGGAUGGACUUUCUCUUAAGACACCUGCAACUGCAGUCAAAAACACAAGGGAGGGACGUGGUUCCAGAAUCAGCUCUUGCAGGGUGGUUUCCUCCGCCACUUCGCCCAUGCUGCUGCCGCAAAGUGGCCGGAAACAAAGGAGGUGCUGGUCGCCGGAGUUGCAUCACCGCUUUGUUAAGGCAUUAGAGGAGCUUGGAGGCUCUCAAGCAGCUACACCAAAGCAAAUUAGGGAACUCAUGAGGGUUGAUGGCCUGACCAACGACGAAGUAAAGAGUCAUUUACAAAAAUACAGACUUCAUACAAGGAGAGUUCCAGCUGCUACAGCUGCAAAUUCUAGUAUCUCUGGUGCAGAUCUUGGAGGUUUGUGGAUGCACAAAGAAUCAAUGAAGGGUACAAGUUCUUGUUCUCCUCAAGGGCCUCUCCAAUUCGCUACACAAUCUGGGGAAACGACAUCCACAACAGAAGGUGACAACAUGAUAGAUGAUGAUAUAAAAUUAGAGGAGUUUCACAUCUACUCAAGAACAACACAUGAUUACAUAAAAGAGGAUGGAUCUUCGGAGAGAGGCUUUUGAAAUUUUGAAGGACCAGUUUUCCUUCCAUCCAUGAGUUUUGAUAUGAUACUCUGAGGAAAGAAUAAGCUUUUUCACAUUAAGAAGCAGGAGCAGUUGAUUUUUCCAAUAUCACAAUGAUCAUUCAUUUCUUCUUUUGCCACGAAAUCAUUAUUAUAGAGCUGAAGGAGAAAACUCCGGCACGUCUUUGAAGGGAUUUCUGCAGUUAUAGGUGGAUUUUGGAGUUUCAUGAUUUCAUGGUUGACUUAAUAAGCUUAGAUUAUCCAUGUCUGAAAACGGUACUGAUUGUAGCAGAGUCAAAAUAAGUUUAUGAUGUAACUCCCAGUUUUGUUCUCUAUUUUGUGUAUUGUAAUAAUAGUGGUGAAGGAUUGUUCAGCUUUUAAUUUGGAAUACCUUGAUUGAUGCUCUAUCAGUGUUGGAGGCAAGGUAGGUUAUGAAAUUUGUCAUCAGGGUGAAUUGUAAAUAUUUCAUAAUAGCUAGGGAGUGAGAGAUAAAGAAAAAAAAAAAAAAAAGCUUGAUACAAUUUUGUAUACAAAGUCCACAAGACUGUCAGAAAACUUGUUAAAAUAUGAUUUUGAUAAAAGGAAAAGAAAUAUUGUUAAAGUC